Molecule: messenger RNA, 257 nt
Organism: Soboliphyme baturini
Lineage: Eukaryota; Metazoa; Nematoda; Enoplea; Dioctophymatida; Soboliphymatidae
Source: the annotation of a GenBank genome assembly
AUGAUUGCUUUAGACGGCGGUGGCGGUAAAUUUACUUGGGGCGCUUCUGGUAAACUUUAUGAGGAGCCGGAGUUCGUCGAUCCAGAGGACCCCAAUUAUGAUUCUGACAACCAGGGUAAAGUGAAGUUCGAGUCCAUUACUCCAGAAUUGUCUGAAGAACAUCUGGAAAAAUAUGGGAGACGAAUCAUCGAGGACUAUCUCGAAAACGGUGACACUGAGGAUGCUAUCGUAUGUUUUUUUCUAUUAAUGAUUUAAUG